GUCUAGGAGGUCAAGCUCAAACUCAAGUUCAGAGUCAAAUUUCAACUGUGGCUGCUUCCUUAGGUGGAAUAAUCACCAUUGCAGUAGUAAUUGGAGCCCUUUUAUACAAGAAGCAAAUUGAAAUGAAGAAAAAAGCAAAGAAAACCUUGAACAAAAAGAAGAAAGAAAUACUCACAAGUGCCAAAGCAACUCCAUUGUCAUCAAGGAUCUUCACGGGCAGAGAGAUCAGGAAAGCAACCAACAACUUCGCCGAAGAAAACCUCAUCGGCUCUGGUGGCUUCGGCGAAGUGUUCAAAGGCACCUUUGAUGACGGAUCCAUAACUGCCAUCAAGCGUGCCAAGCUUGGAAGCACAAAAGGCAUUGAUCAAAUCCAAAAUGAAGUUAGGGUACUCUGCCAAGUUAACCACAGAAGCCUAGUGAGACUCCUUGGUUGUUGCUUGGAGCUAAAGCACCCUUUACUAAUUUAUGAGUAUGUUUCUAAUGGGACACUCUUUGAUUACCUCCAUCGUCUCCCUUUGGUCGGAGUAGGCGAAAGGCAACCACUUAAAUGGCACACAAGACUAAAAAUCGCACACCAAACAGCGGAAGGACUUUCAUAUCUUCACUCUGCCGCCGUGCCCCCAAUCUACCACCGAGAUGUAAAAUCUAGCAAUAUUCUUCUUGAUGACAAGUUUGAUGCCAAGGUUUCUGAUUUCGGCUUGUCUAGGCUUGUUGAAUUAGCUGAAGAAAACAAGAGUCAUAUCUUUACGAGUGCGCAGGGGACUCUUGGAUACCUUGAUCCGGAAUACUACCGAAACUUUCAACUGACCGAUAAGAGUGAUGUUUAUAGCUUUGGAGUUGUGUUAAUGGAGCUACUCACUGCUCAGAGGGCUAUUGACUUUAACAGGGAGGAAGAGAAUGUGAACUUGGCAAUGUAUGCUAAGAAGAAAAUAGUUGAGGACAGGCUUAUGGAGGUUCUUGAUCCGUUGCUUAAAGAUGGAUCUAGCAAUGUGGAACUCGAAACUAUGAAAUCUUUGAGUUAUCUUGCAGCUUCAUGCUUGGAUGAUCAGAGGCAAAAAAGGCCUUCUAUGAAAGAGGUUUCUGAUGAGAUUGAAUACCUUAUUAAUGUUGUUAAGGGUCAAGGUUUCAAAUCCAAACUAUAGA
Molecule: messenger RNA, 1143 nt
Organism: Arachis duranensis
Lineage: Eukaryota; Viridiplantae; Streptophyta; Magnoliopsida; Fabales; Fabaceae
Product: wall-associated receptor kinase-like 20
Exons: 2
Coding region: 123-1142 (339 amino acids)
Biological process (GO): protein phosphorylation; cell surface receptor signaling pathway
Cellular component (GO): plasma membrane
Molecular function (GO): ATP binding; protein serine/threonine kinase activity
Source: RefSeq, a predicted model, not a curated record